Molecule: messenger RNA, 1654 nt
Organism: Anopheles merus
Lineage: Eukaryota; Metazoa; Arthropoda; Insecta; Diptera; Culicidae
Product: trypsin 3A1-like
Exons: 2
Coding region: 24-800 (258 amino acids)
Biological process (GO): proteolysis
Molecular function (GO): serine-type endopeptidase activity
Source: RefSeq, a predicted model, not a curated record
GUGUCUUACAAACAGAAAAAAGAAUGCUCGAAACAUUGAAGCUACUUAUACUUUUGUGCAGUGCUGUGUCAAUUUCAGAAUGUGUUGGAAAUAGAAAUAAUACAUACAGAAUUGUCGGUGGCCAUGUAGUAGACAUUGAAAUGCAUCCGUACCAAGUGUCUGUACGUGAAUUAAACGAGCACAUUUGUGGUGGAUCGAUAAUUACCAAUCGAUGGGUAUUAACAGCAGGUCAUUGCGUAGAUGAUACCAUAGCUGCUUACAUGAACGUGCGUGUUGGAUCUGCGUUUUACGCAAAAGGAGGAACGAUACAUCCUGUGGACUCAGUGAUCACACAUCCAGACCAUGUUCCGUAUAGCUGGUUAGCGGACUUUGCUUUACUGCAAUUGAAACAAGCGAUAGUAUUUUCUACAAUCGCACAACCGAUCGCUUUAGCCUUUCACCUGGAUAAUGCUUUGAGCAAUCGAGAAUGUGUUGUCACCGGCUGGGGACGCACUCUAAACGAAGAAGAAAGCUUUGACAAGCUACGGGUGGUCCAGAUCCCGUUGGUUUCGCGAGUACUGUGUAAUGCUACAUACGAAGGAAAGAUCGAUCAAACUAUGAUAUGUGCGGGUGACUUUGUUGAUGGCGGCAAAGGCAGUUGUGCGUAUGAUUCUGGUGGCCCACUGGUCUGUGGCGAUAUGCAAGUUGGAAUCGUGUCCUGGGGUAAAGGGUGUGCGAUGCCCGGAUAUCCGGAUGUAUAUAGUAGUGUUUUAUACGCCAGAGCGUGGAUCAACAGCAUAGUACACAAUUUCAUUGAAUGAAUCAACCUGUUUUUAGUUUCUUAUUUUAUUACUGUUUCAUUAGCUUUUGUUUGGAGGCAAUUUAUGUUUUGUUGUAUGUACAGUUUGGCUCAUCGCAGAAUAAAAACAUUUUCAUCCACGUAUAGAGCAAAGUGUGGCUCAAUUUUUUGAUGGAUUGGUGGAUGGUGGAUUUGAUGUGUUUUACAUUUAUUAUCUGUAACGUUAAAACAAAACAGUCGUAAAAAUGGCUUAAAAUGUAGUUUUAACUUGACACAAAUUUAUACGUCAAUUUGGAAACAUAAAAGGCUUAUUGUAAGCAUGAGUAAAUUCAUCCUCUUUCUGAAAAAAAAACAACAACCCAAAUAUCGUCUAAAAUUAGCCUUGAUUAUCCACUAAAUUAAGAACCCUAGUUAGCAUAUAAUACUGCCAAUGGUACAAGUGACAGCAGAGAUGACAUGCAAAUUUGGUCGCGCGAUGCCCGUCAUGACAGGAAAGCGAAAAGUCCUUAAACGGCUAAUAGCAAACGAGGAUAAACGCUACCAAAAUAGCUUCGGUACAUAAGACCGGAAGCUGCGUUCUAUUCGAUUGCAUUCCGAAGGGUAGUUGUCAGUGUUGUCUGGUCGGUUGGUUUUUCGAAUCAUGCAACCAAACUCGGCCCUUCCGGUCGUUUGCGUUUAAUGUUUCAACCGUCAUGUUCUGUCGCGUAUUGUGUUGUUGCGUGUUCGACAACAUCAUUCGGUUCAGUUUCGUGUUUUGUCAUGUCAAGCGAUUGGAAACACGUAUUAGUAGUGUCGUGGACUAGUUCGCUACCAAAACUGAAAUACGAUAUCAAUACUAUCAAUAUCGGGGAAUAAUAGAACAAACAAACAUGUCUA